Messenger RNA from Lonchura striata (white-rumped munia), 2339 nucleotides. RefSeq names its product glucosamine-6-phosphate deaminase 1 (gene GNPDA1). The record is from RefSeq and is a predicted model, not a curated record. Gene Ontology annotation, cellular component: cytoplasm. Gene Ontology annotation, biological process: D-glucosamine catabolic process; N-acetylneuraminate catabolic process; carbohydrate metabolic process. Gene Ontology annotation, molecular function: identical protein binding; glucosamine-6-phosphate deaminase activity. Lineage: Eukaryota; Metazoa; Chordata; Aves; Passeriformes; Estrildidae.
CGAUCCCCGGUGAAGGUGAUCCGAGAGGCAGCGGCGGUCCCGGUGAAAGCGAUCCCGGAGGCAGCGGCGAUCCCCGGUGAAGGCAGCGGCGAUCCCGGAGGCAGCGGCGAUCCCCGGUGAAAGCGAUCCCCGGUGAAGGCAGCGGCGAUCCCGGAGGCAGCGGCGAUCCCCGGUGAAGGCAGCGGAGAUUCCCGGCGAAGGCGAUCCCCGGUGAAGCCGAUCCCCGGUGAAGGCGAUCCCGGAGGCAGCGGAGAUCCCCGGCAAAGGCAGCGGAGAUCCCCGGCGAAGGCAGCGGCGAUCCCCGGUGAAGGCGAUCCCGGAGUCAGCGGCGGUCUCCAGCCAAGGCGACCCCGGGCUGCUCCAGCAUGAAGCUCAUCAUCCUGGAGAAUUACUCGCAGGCCAGCGAGUGGGCGGCCAAGUACAUCCGCAACCGCAUCGUGCAGUUCGGGCCCGGCCCCGGGCGCUUCUUCACGCUGGGGCUGCCCACAGGCAGCACUCCCCUGGGCUGCUACAGCAAGCUGGUGGAGUAUUACCGCAACGGGGACCUCUCCUUCAAGUACGUGAAGACCUUCAACAUGGACGAGUACGUGGGCCUCCCGAGGGAUCACCCAGAAAGUUACCAUUCCUUCAUGUGGAAUAACUUCUUCAAGCACAUCGACAUCUCACCAGAAAACGUCCACAUCUUGGAUGGAAAUGCCCCUGAUCUCCAGGCUGAGUGUGAUGCAUUUGAGGAGAAAAUCAAAGCAGCUGGAGGCAUCGAGCUCUUUGUUGGAGGUAUCGGCCCCGACGGUCACAUCGCCUUCAACGAGCCGGGAUCCAGUCUGGUGUCCAGGACACGAGUGAAGACCUUGGCCAUGGACACCAUACUGGCCAAUGCCAGGUUCUUUGAUGGUGACCUCUCCAAAGUGCCCACCAUGGCUUUGACAGUUGGAGUAGGCACUGUCAUGGAUGCCAGAGAGGUGAUGAUCCUGAUCACGGGAGCCCACAAAGCCUUUGCUCUGUACAAAGCCAUCGAGGACGGUGUCAACCACAUGUGGACGGUGUCGGCCUUCCAGCAGCACCCCAACACCGUGUUCGUGUGCGACGAGGACGCCACUCUGGAGCUCAAAGUCAAAACGGUGAAAUACUUCAAAGGUUUGAUGCUGGUUCACAACAAGCUCGUGGAGCCCUUGUACAGCAUGAAGGAGAUGGGAGCAGAGAGGAGCCAGCCCAAGAAGCCAUACAGUGAUUAAUGUGCUGGGGCAGUGCUGAACCAGCUGCUGAGAACAGCUGGGACAAAAGGGAAUUGCUGCAGAAACUGAUCUCGUAUUUGUUCUUAAAUUAGCAGAAUGAUCAUAUGGUUCCCUCUCUCCAUUGAAGAGACAGAUGCCAAACACCUGCCUUAAUUAACCAAAGGAGGAUGGGAUCCAGUGUUCUGUGUUCCACAAACUUUUGCCACCAACUCAUUCUCUGAAGGAAAUGAAGAAUGAAUUGUUUGAUCUGUGAACUGACUGUAAUCACAGACUGAAGGCUGCAGAACUGAAAUGUGAGGAUAAAUGAAAGCACAAUGUUUCAGAAACAAGUGGGUGAUAACUCUGGGGUGUACUCCUUGCAAUUAGGACAAGUAUCUGUUAUUCCUGCCUCCUCCAUGAAACACUCUUAUAUUAGAAUCCUGGAAAAGAGGAUUGUCCAGCUGGAGAAGGGAAAGCUCAGAGCAGCACCCACAGCCAGGAGAAGGCAGCAGGAAGAUGGAGCCAGGGGGAAGAAGAGAAGGGACAGUGGGGUGGGAGUGGAGACAGGAUGCUCGCGCUGGAGAGGGUAAAACCCCACUGUGGGAACAGAAAAGCAGUGGGACAGGAUCCCCAUGGCUGUGCAGGCUCUCUCCUUAGGAGACUGCCAAGAACUGACUGGAUAAAGCCCUGGCUGAGCCCUGCUUUGAGCCACUGUUGGACUUGAGACCUCCAGCAGCAUCCCCCACACAGGGUCCAGGGUGCAGCUCGGGCACCUGAGGAUGUCACUGGUGUCACACACAAAGCCCUUGUUCAUGUUCAGGCCCAGCUAUGAUUUGCUGUGCCUGGUGCUCUCCAGAAAUUUCCAUUUCUCUGAGGAAAUGCCAAACCAGCCCCAAAGGAAACACUCUGUUUAACACUCUGUCAGCCUCUGUUUAAUUACAGACACCCCACACAGGUGGACAACAGCCAAGACCCCACCAAUUCGGAAAUGCGAUUUCUGUCCAGUGCUCUCACAUAAGGGGCAAGAAAACUGGGCAAACUUUAUUUUCUUUAUACAGAAGUUUUGUAAGUUGUUGAUCUGUAAUGUAACUUUGUUCACUAAAUGUCUUUAGUUUUUUAAAAUGGUGA